AUGCAUGCGGAGAAUCCUCUACACGGUCCCGCCGAAGUCAACUCGGUCGGCCAGCAGUCGGAAUCCCAGAAUGUCGCCCCACCUGGGCAAAUCCUGACAGGAAAGCAAGAACACUACCUCAAGCGCGAGCUCAUCGCCCGCCAAGUUCAAAGUGAAAUCGCCGAGUUGAACUCUCCGACAGCGCUUCAGCGUUUUGGCGCCCCUUUCAGGUCGGAGUACGGAGAAGUUGCCCCAGUCGACUCGGAACUUCCCAUCCUUCGAUAUAUCUUCGUUCACCAUGUACGCAAUUUUCCGUUCCUCGAUAAGGCCCGCGAGAAAGAGUUUUGGCAGGAUAAAUUACAGGUGUUCCUGGAAUCCUUCGCAAAGAAGCAUGUGUCGUCGUCCGAAGAUCGAUUAGAGGAGACAAAGCGCAGAAAGUUGGCUAGGAAGUGUGAGAAGCUCGUUGAACUCAUGAUGGUAUCAGGAAUCCCAACGGCAUCGGGGUACGAGGAGCGAAUCCAGUUCUCGGAAAUGGAGGUUGUCGAACGCGGCGCGAACGAUAAUGGUCUAUUGGUUAAUAUGCCAGAAGGGAAUGCCAUUCAUGGCUGGGAUGUCAAUGUGGCUGCCGUACGGAUCACUUCCGUCAGGCGGACAGUGCGAUAUCAUCAACAUGCGGAAUUCAUUCUUCGUGUGCGUCGAGAAGGAAAAUCGGACAUCUUUGUGGCCCGACGGUACGGAGACUUCGCGAAGCUUCAUAAGAGACUACGCACCGAAUUUCCCGGGAAAUCACUGCCAGUUCUUCCGCGCAAGAACAAGUCGUCAACGACAUCGAGCUUCUUCUCUUCAAAUGAUGAUGACGCCUCUUCAGUCUCCUCCUUGUCUAGCCAGAGUGGAAGCAUGCCGGAUGAAGGACAAGGCUCUCGGAAUAGCUUGGCUCCCGGAAACCCUCUGCAUCGCUCUGCAUCGCGGUCAUCUAUGCGCUCUGCUUUAGGGAAAUCCCCUAAAUCACCUAGAGCCUCAGCAGAGACCUCUCGAGAGACAGUGCUCUAUAGAGAAGAGCAACGUGUUUCGCUUCGAGCGUUUCUUCGCACACUAUUACAGAACAAACGGGCGGCUGAGUCAAAAGCUUUGGAGGAGUUCCUAACUGCAGAACCCGUCACUUUGAAUGAGGAGGAAUUAAUUGACAUGCAACGCAGAAAGGAAGCAGAUGCUAUCAGGAUAGAAGAGCAGAAAAGGUUCUAUGAGAUCGCUAGACAGCGCGCAGCCGAGCUGGAUGUAUACAUGGAGAACUUCCGUCGGGAAAUUGUGGAGAGCAAUGGGUUGACGAAGUUAUUCGCGGAAAUUCGAGAGAAGCCCACGGUAGAGGAUCUCAGUCCUCAAUAUCAGAAGUUUGCGGAAUGGCUUCGAAUUGAGGUUGCGGCAACAUUGUACCAUCUGUUCUUGGCUGAAGACAAUUCCCCGGAGCUAUUCGCACAGUUUAAGAGGAUACAUUCUCUUGUCCCGUACACACUGAUGAAGAAUGUUAUCCGUAUUGCCAACCCUGCAGCCGUUAUGUCCGGAGUUUUGGAUCUUUUCCUUGCUCAGCCCUUUGGCUCACGAUCACUUCUACAGCGAAUCUUUUCCAUGACUCUAAAUGAUGGAAUCAAACAAUUCCAAAAAGCUAUUGACGCGCUUGUUUCCAAGGUUGAUGAUCCGUCUCUCUGUCAAAAACUGAAGGCAUUCACGGACGCCGAUGAAGACACCAAAAAUACGAUUCGUGCUGAGGCCGAGAAGGAAGAUAUAGAUAUCCUAGUGGCAAUUCUUCGGUCAAACCUCUUCUCACCCGAGCUCACUGAGGAGCAAUAUACCAACGUCUUUAAUGGAUAUGUGGCCUGGAAUAUGGUGGUGGAUAGUGUCGAAGCAGAGAUGCGUGAUGGUGCACAAUGGUUUGCAAACAUGAAGCAGUUGCUCAAACUCUACACGCGCCAGCGCGAUAAGGCCAUGAUGCUCAGUAUUGUCGAAGAACCCGUCACCUUGCAACUCUUUCGUGACCUGUUCACUAUAUUCUACGAGCCACUCGUGCGAGUGUAUAAGUCCGCAAAUGUUUAUAACAGUAUUACUGAUUUCGCUCAAUUCGCUGACGACGCCAUUGCCGUGAUUGAAAAGUGUCAGCGACAAGACGUAUCUGCUGAUCCGAACCAAACCGUCCAGGCCUUUAUCGACCUCUGCGAACGUCACCAAGCGAGCUUCUAUAAGUUCGUUCAUGAAGUCCACCUCCAUGAUAAUGGACUCUUUGGCUCUCUGAUGGGGUGGAUUGAAGAUAUCCUCGACUUUCUGCGGCACGGACCUGUUGGCGGCAGGCUUGACAUGAACGCCUUGCUCCAUGGAGCCAAAGAUAUGGGACAGGUUGAUAAAAACAAGAUUCUCGAGGAGAUCAACGCACUUAUCAAGUGGCAUGAAGACCGCAAACGGUGGCACCUAAACAAAACAAGACAGAAGAUGGCGGCUGAAGGAACCGGGAAUGAUCCCUUCCCCACCUUUAAGGGAAGCGACUUCGGCUUAGACGAGGGUGACCUCGAAGAUCUUGCCAUCUCAGACGCAGAGUCUGAUCCUGCUGAUGAGGAAGAUGAGGAAGAUGACCUUGACCCGAUUUCUGCCGAACGACGACGCCGGGUCAAGCAACAAGAUCAACUCCGUCGCACGGCUGGCGAGCCUGUUAAACCCGAGAUCCACGAGAUCCCCAAGCUAACCGAAUCAUUUGGAGUAAUGUUACGGAUGUGCCGCAUCCCCUCGCAUCUCUGCCCCCUUGCGGGGUCUCUUCCUCGACGGCAUUUGGCGCUGCAACUGUAUAGAACGCCCUCCGGCAGUGAAACUACUAACCAAAAACCAUGGCAUAAACCAUGGAAGAUGCUAACCCCAGACCCAGUCUACACCUGCCAACGACCCCAAAAAGACCGCUGCAACUUCUUCCUUUGGGCCAGCGACGCCGAAGCCCGCGAGAAGCUCACCAUUCUAUCCAAUUCAAAAACAGAGGCCCAAACCCCCACCAAAACCCCCCAUCAUGAUUCAACCGGCCUCCUCACCCCGCAAACCGACCGUCCACUCCGAAAUGCACACUCCUCAGCACCGAGAUCCUUCCACAGCCCCCCGAAGAGCGCGAGAGCGCGCAUGAUGGCCGAGGACACAGAUGACUUCGGAUGGGACGUUAGCAUAUCGGGCGAAGUGACACCGAUAUUGGAUAGGCCACGCCAGCCGGACUUUGGACGGCCGGUCGACUCGCAGGACGGGCCAAGGAAGACACUACGGAGUGAUUUGUUCCCGUCUCCUGGGAAGCGGAAGCUGGCUGAGGUGGAAAGCGUGCCGAGUCCUACGCCUACGUCGGUAUUUUCGCCGAGGUCGAGUAUGAGAGGUCGGGUUCCCCCGGCGUCUGCGGAGAUUUCGAAGACGCCUACGCCGAGCAAGUAUAGGGAUGUGGUGGGUGGGGAUACUGGGGGUGAGAUGUCGGAGCUGUCGGAGCUGUCGCUUCAGGCGUUGAAGAUCUUAGAGGGUCAUGGUGCUGUUGUGCCGAGGAAGGCGCAGGAUGCGCUUGCGGAGUUGUUGAAUAGGUAUGAUUUGAAGACGAAGGGGAUUAUUCGGGGGCGGGAUAUUUUGCGCAUUGUGAUUAAGAAGAAGGAUGUGCAGAUUAUGGAGCUUAAUGAGAGGGUUGCAUUAUUGGAGUCGGAGAGGGGAUUGAGAAGGAGUAUGAAUGAUGAGUUGAGGGGACAAAAAUUAUCGUCCAUGGACUCCACAGCCGGCCGCGACGCCUCCAAGACGCUCAACAGCGACCUCCCCACCAUGUUCCGACCCCCCGUGAACCGCGCAAUGCGGGUUUUGGAUCGCUCGUUCUUCCAGAAGACGGUGCCGUUAUCCGCCGCAACGAUUUUCAAGACCUCCGAUAUCUCAAGGGUGCGCGGUCAACUGCACAAGAGUCGGGACUUGCUAGGUCUUCCGAGAAUGAGUUCGGUUCGGGAGGUGACGGUUAAUGAUGAGGUGAAGAAGUGCUUGCUUUUGAGGGAGGGAAUAAAAUAUGAUGAUGUUACAACUUGGUCGCCGACCAUUAAUGAACUUGUGGAGAAUGGUGCUGUUGGGGUUAGACGGUAUGACUUAGAUCUGGACUAUGAUUAUUGGACAUAUGCCGAGAUCAUGAACGCAAUUAUGCCGGAGGAUAUGCUCGAAGAGCUCCCUCAGGGGUUUACCCAGGUGGGGCAUGUUUCGCAUCUGAACCUUCGCGAACAAUAUACCCCCUACAAACACCUCAUUGCUCAGGUCUUGAAAGACAAGAACCCGACAAUUCGGACCGUGAUUCGAAAGACCGAGGAUGUGGGCGCCCACAGCGAAUUCCGCACGUUUCCAUUCGAGUUCUUGGCCGGUGACGAGGAUAUGAACGUCAUCCAACAUGAGCAGGACUGUGAAUUCCGCUUCGACUACUCUCGUGUGUACUGGAACAGUCGUUUGGAGACCGAGCACCGUCGGCUGGUAAACAAGUUCCAGCCGGGCGAAAUGGUUUGCGAUGUGAUGGCUGGUGUUGGUCCCUUCGCUGUUCCAGCGGGCAGGAAGAAGAUCUUUGUUUGGGCAAAUGACCUUAACCCGCACGGGUUUGAAGUAAUGGAGGAUGCUGUUCGCAGGAACAAGGUGGAUAAAUUCGUGACACCAUUUAACCGGGAUGGAAGGGCAUUUAUCCGCUGGUCUGCCAAUGAGCUUCUUCAAGCGGAACCGGUGACUGUAGCUAUCGAAGGAAAAUCGAGGAAACAGAGGAGGAGCGCUCAAAAACAAGAGCUAUCUCCUGCUCCCCCAGCUGAGGUCUAUCAUCGGCCCAAUGUGUUUGGUCACUACGUGAUGAACCUUCCAGCGAACGCUCUUGAGUUCCUCGAUGCAUUCCCUGGAGUUUAUGCUGGCAAAGAAUCCCUAUUCGCACCGCACACAUCGACGCCUCUUCCAAUGGUCCAUGUAUAUUGUUUCUCUGGUCACUCGGAAAAUGAAGUGGACGACCACAUCGACAUUUGCAAUCGCAUCUCAGAACGAAUUGGAUACACUAUUACGCCGGAAGAUCGAGUUGGGGGUAGUGGAAACGCGGAGGUAGAGCUGGCCAUUCACAAUGUGAGAUUGGUCAGCCCCAACAAGCAAAUGUUCUGUGCUAGCUUCCGCCUACCUAAAGAGGUCGCUUUCCGACAGGGGGCACACCAACCCACAAUGAGCGUUCAGUUGCCACCCCCAACGCAUCGCAAGCGCGCCUUGCCCCAAGGUGAACUCGAAGCCGCCUCAACUCUCAGGUUAGGUGCAGAUCAAAACACACAUACCUUGUCGCUUUCUGAAGCGAGACUUGUCAUCAAUAAAGUGCUAGAGAACAAGCGCAGGGGGGGAAAGAAAUACGAGGAGCCGGAGAACUUGACCAAGACUUUGGACUAUUUGGAAGUGUUUGCUCGGUUUAAGGAUGAAGAAAAUAUCAAGGCAGUCGAGCGACUGCUCAAUUCGCACACAGAGUUGGAGAUGUUCGAGAGGUCACAAUUGGGAAGUUUGUGCUGCGACAAUGCCGAGGAGGCCAAGUCCCUCAUUCCCAGCUUACAACACAAAAUCUCCGAUGGCGAUCUGCAGGAGCUUUUGGAUGAGUUGACCAAGCUGCGUAACUUCACAGAAUAG
Molecule: messenger RNA, 5634 nt
Organism: Aspergillus alliaceus
Lineage: Eukaryota; Fungi; Ascomycota; Eurotiomycetes; Eurotiales; Aspergillaceae
Exons: 17
Coding region: 1-5634 (1877 amino acids)
Biological process (GO): tRNA methylation; DNA-templated transcription initiation
Cellular component (GO): RNA polymerase complex
Molecular function (GO): nucleotide binding; phosphatidylinositol binding
Source: RefSeq, a predicted model, not a curated record